Molecule: messenger RNA, 1020 nt
Organism: Gossypium raimondii (Peruvian cotton)
Lineage: Eukaryota; Viridiplantae; Streptophyta; Magnoliopsida; Malvales; Malvaceae
Exons: 6
Coding region: 45-770 (241 amino acids)
Cellular component (GO): chloroplast
Source: RefSeq, a predicted model, not a curated record
ACACGACCGUUAAAACGAUUCGUUUACUUGCUAGUUUAUCAGCCAUGCCGCCACCAAUGCUCCGCCUUAUCUCUAGCACCUCCGUGUCCACCGUGGCUGGCCUCCCGCCGAUCCUUACGAAACCUCCCAUUUCAAAUCAAAGCCUUUCCAUCAACCCCAGUGAAGAGAAUCGACAGAAAGUGCUCCGCCUUAUCUCUCGCAGAGACGCUGCUUUUCUCUCCUUAAUCUCCCUCUUUCCUUCCCUACUCCAUACCCCUCAUGCUUCUGCCUUCUCCAUUGGAAUUUCAGGACCAAAGGAUUGGCUUAAAGAGCAAAAGAGGAAGUCUUCGAAAUUCCUAUUGGCCCCAAUCGAUGCUUCUCGACAAAGCCUUCACUCUGUUUAUCUUUUGCUCAUGGACAAGGAAUCAACUAUUUCGAAUAAUGAUUUAGAGGAAGUGCAAAAGCUCUUGAAAUCUGCCGCUAGGGAUUGUGUUGUACAGGAGAGGAAUUCCUUUGUUGCAUUUCAAGCCAACACCGGAGUCGAGGUUUGCACAUUUCGUUUGAUUGUGAAAAAUGCUUCUUCUUUGCUUGAGAAUAAGAAUCCUGUUAAGCUGGAAGCUGAAGCUAUGCUAGAUGAUCUUAUAAGCUCAUUUACCUCGCUUAAUACUUUGGCAAAUGAAAGUGAUAUCCAAGUUGCUUCCAGUAGACAAAGGGUUGCAGAUGCACUGAAGGAUACCAUAACUUCGCUUGACAAAUUUGAGCAGGGGAUUAAGGACUGCCUGGAAGUAUGACAAUGGCGGCUUGGCUUCCUUUAGCAACUAUAAAUUUAUGGUGAGAGAUGGCAGAUGCUUUUGUAGUUGGGACUUGGUGGAGACUGGAAGAUUGUAAAAGUACAUAAGCAUGUUGUUUGACUUGAUCUUUGUUGUAAAUUUUGUUUUAUUUUCCCAUUUCUAAUGUGUUUGUUGGUUUCAUUGUUACAGAAUUUAUUGACCAGUCUUUGCUGGAAUAUAUUAUAUGAGCAAAUCCUCCGAAUUCUUGUCA